CCCUUAGAUUCUAAUUUACACAUCAUAAAUGAUACCUAUAUCAGACCUCCUCCGGGCGUGGACCAGAACUUAACGAUCUUCAUCGGGAUUUCGACCAUUUAUGAGAAAAUUGAGGUUAGGGAAUGCAUUCGCAAGUUGUAUACACACAAUAAUGACGCUUUGGCACGGUAUCUCGGAGUCAAAAAAUCGCCCGUGACGAUUAGGUUUAUCCUGGGACUGCCAAAUGAUGAAUAUAAAGAUAAACUGGAGGAAGAAUCUAAAAUUUACGGGGAUAUUGUUAUUUUGAAUAUCACAGAGAACAUGGACAAAGGAAAGACGUUUGAAUAUUUCAAAUGGCUUGCUAAACAUAGAAAAGAUAAUUAUCUAGCCAAAAUCGACGAUGACGCUUUCAUUCACCUUAUUCACUACUAUCGUGACCUUCAAGACUUGCCGAGAAAACGUGCGUACUACGGCAGUGUGUACUUUGGCAAUGAUCUAGGUUAUCAUGCUACAUACUCGUAUAUGGGAGGUGCGGGAUUCACACUCUCUUACGACCUCGUUAUAGACAUUGCUGGUUCAGACUGGGUUAGUUUAAAUGUAAUUGGUUAUGAAGACAUUCUAGUGGGUGAUUGGAUAUGUCAUGUGGCUAAAGAGAAGAAGUACUUUGUACACUAUGUCGGCUUUUCAAACUGGCGGUCCAUCCGCCAAAAUCCUUUCCAUGACUUUAACGUGGAUCUGGACCUCCAUUUACCUGUCGAAGCCAUAUUGAUCCAUCAAAUAAAAGGCGUUGAGAGAUGGAAUGCCAUGAAGGAUGUGUACUUCGAAUACGAAGAGGGAUUGCCAAUGCUCAGAUUCAUUCAGAAUUCAACGACCAAUGGCCUGGUUACAAAGAGGGAGAUUAUUCCAAAAUGCUGGGAGAAAGAACAGAUCUGGAAUCAAACUUUGCGGUAUACCUACAAAAACUGGUUCUAUGAAGCAUGGGGUUUUAAGGAAGGGAAGUGGUAUGAAUAUUAUGGGCCUGUGGAUAAUAUAGAGAAUACAGGAUAG
Dentiscutata erythropus is the source of this 1026-nucleotide messenger RNA. The record is from the annotation of a GenBank genome assembly. NCBI's taxonomy places the organism in Eukaryota, Fungi, Glomeromycota, Glomeromycetes, Diversisporales, Gigasporaceae.